This is a messenger RNA of Triticum turgidum subsp. durum (durum wheat), 915 nucleotides long. The record is from the annotation of a GenBank genome assembly. Lineage: Eukaryota; Viridiplantae; Streptophyta; Magnoliopsida; Poales; Poaceae.
AUGCUGAGGAGGACGCUGCCGAGGCUGGCGUCGGUGAAGGACCGGGUGGCUGGCGCGGCCAAGAGGGCCGUGAAGGGCGACGAGCACUUCCCCGCGCUCAAGGGCCACCCGGCCGCGCGCGUCGACGCACGAGAGGCCGCGGAGAAGCAGGCCGGCCUCGCCGCGGGCGAGGAGGAGAAGAAGAGCGGCGGCAAGGCCGCGACGGUGAAGGAGUUCCAGAUAUACCGGUGGAACCCGGACGCGCAUGGCCGGCCGUUCCUGCAGUCCUACUUCGUCGACCUCGGCACGUGCGGCCCAAUGGUGCUGGACGUGCUCCAGAAGAUCAAGUCGGAGCACGACUCGACGCUGGCGUUCCGGCGGUCGUGCCGGGAGGGCAUCUGCGGCUCCUGCUCCAUGAACAUCGACGGGGUGAACACGGUGGCGUGCCUGAAGCCCAUCGACACCGACACGUCGACGGCGACGAUGAUUACGCCGCUGCCGCACAUGUACGUGGUGAAGGACCUCGUCGUCGACCUCACCAACUUCUACCAGCAGUACAAGUCGAUUGAGCCGUGGCUGAAGACGAAGCGUGGGGCGCCGGAGGGGCGGGAGCACGCGCAGUCACCGGGCGAGCGGCGGAAGCUGGACGGGCUGUACGAGUGCAUCCUCUGCGCGUGCUGCAGCACGGCUUGCCCGUCCUACUGGUGGAACUCCGAGGAUUUCCUUGGCCCGGCCGCGCUGCUCCACGCCUACCGCUGGGUCUCCGACAGCCGCGACGACUACGGGGAGGAGCGGAUCCAGGCGCUGUCGGAGGGGUGGGACAAGCUGUACAGGUGCAGGAUGAUCAAGAGCUGCACGGCGACGUGCCCCAAGAGCCUCGACCCGGCCACGGCCAUCUCCGCCUUGAAGACCAUGCACCAGCUCCGCAAGGCGUGA